Molecule: messenger RNA, 2092 nt
Organism: Mustela erminea (ermine)
Lineage: Eukaryota; Metazoa; Chordata; Mammalia; Carnivora; Mustelidae
Product: DLA class I histocompatibility antigen, A9/A9 alpha chain-like
Exons: 8
Coding region: 52-1467 (471 amino acids)
Biological process (GO): antigen processing and presentation of endogenous peptide antigen via MHC class I via ER pathway, TAP-independent; antigen processing and presentation of endogenous peptide antigen via MHC class Ib; positive regulation of T cell mediated cytotoxicity
Cellular component (GO): external side of plasma membrane
Molecular function (GO): signaling receptor binding; peptide antigen binding
Source: RefSeq, a predicted model, not a curated record
GCAUCCGCCACCGAGCCCAGCUUCGACUCAGCAGUUUGCCCAGACCCGGAUAUGCAGGUCUUGAUGCCCCAAACCGUCCUCCUGCUGCUGUCGGGGGCCCUGGCAGUGACCGAGACCUGGGCGGGUGAGUGCGGGGCGGGAGGAAAGGGCCUCUGCGGGGCGGGAGCGAGGGGACCGCCGGGCGGGGACGCGGGACCCCCGGGGAAGGCACCUCUCCUCCGCCCCCGCUCCAGACCCCCAACCGCCCGGGCCCCACCCCAGCCUGUGCUCUCCCUUCCUCCCCGCCUGUGCCCUGCGCUCCCACACUCGGUGCCCCUCCCUCUACCCUCCCUGCCGCCUCCAACUGGUCCUCGACCCUGCGCCAGGACGAGGGUCGGGCGGGGUCUCAGCCCCUCCGCACCCGCAGGUUCCCACUCCCUGAGGUAUUUCUACACCUUCGCGUCCCGGCCCCGACGCUUCAUCGCCCUCGGCUACGUGGACGACACGCAGUUCGUGCGGUUUGACAGCCGCGCUGGGAGUGGGAGGAUGGAGCCGCGGGCACCGUGGGUGGAGCAGGAAGGGCCGGAGUAUUGGGACGAGGAGACCCGAAUCGCCAAGCACAAUGCAUGGUAUUACCGGGUGAGCCUGACCAACCUGCGGGACCACUACAACCAGAGCGAGGCCAGGCCUCACACCAUCCAGCGCAUGUACGGCUGUGACGUCGGGCCCGACGGGCGUCUCCUCCGCGAGUACAGUCAGUUCGCCUACGAUGGUGUGGAUUACAUCGACCUGAAUGAAGACCUCCGCUCCUGGACCGCGGCGGACUCCGCGGCGCAGAUGACCCGCCGCAAGUGGGAGGCCGAAGGUUACACUGAGCAUGACCGGAACUACCUGGAGGUUACGUGCGUGAAGUGGCUCCGCAGGUACCUGGAGAACGGGAAGGAGAUGCUGCUCAAGGCAGAACCCCCCAACACACACGUGACACACCACCCCAUCUCUGACCGUAUUGUCACCCUGAGGUGUUGGGCUCUGGGCUUCUACCCUGCGGAGAUCACCCUGACCUGGCAGCGGGAUGGGGAAGACCUGACUCAGGACACAGAGCUUGUGGAGACCAGGCCUGCAGGAGAUGGAAACUUCCAGAAGUGGGCGGCUGUGGUGGUGCCUUCUGGAGAGGAGCAGAGAUACACAUGCCAUGUGCAGCAUGAGGGACUGCCUGAGCCCAUCACCUUGAGAUGGGAGCCGCCUCCUCCUCCCACCAUCCUUAUCACAUACAUCAUUGCUGGUCUGGCUCUCCUUGUGGUCACUGUGGUGACUGGAGCUGUGAUCUGGAGGAAGAAGCUGUCAGAAAGAAUAAGACCAGGCUACUCUCAUGCUGCAAGCGAUGAAAGUGCCCAGGUCUCUAAUGUGUUUCUCACGGCUCCUAAAGAACAAUAUCUUCUAUCAAAAGAUGGCUGUUUUCACUUGGGGGCUCACUGUAGGUGUCCCUGAAAAGAUCACCUGAGCCUUGGUCGGAACUGUUGUCUCUGCUGCUCCUGACACCUGGGUGACACUUGUGCCACUCAAGCUGAAAUGUCUCUGCACAGACUUAGUGCCAGAUCUGGGAGCCCAUGGCUGCCACAUCCCAUCAGUCCCACCUCCAAGCAAGUGAAGAUGUUAAAGAUACUUUUGCCAGAGGAGAAAUGAAAAAUACUGAGUUCUAAAAAUAUCUGUUGAAAAUGAGACACUUGUGAUUGCAUCAUGUAGUCUGCCUUCCAGUUCCUGGGGUAAGGAUUAUGAUUCCUUUGUUUUACCCCUCCUGGAGGACAAACAGCCGUGCAACAUAGUGUUCAGUUUAAACUCUCAGAAUGCCCAAGGAUAUGAGUGGAUAUUCACUGCCUGGUCUCCAGAAUAUUCUCAUGAUCAUCAAUAUAUGUUGUAUGUAGGAACUAGUGCAACUCUGAAAAAGGAGUUUGGAGGGGGCCACGUUACAGAUGAAGUGUUUGGAACAGUAAAGGAAGAUGCAUCAUUACAUGGAUAUAAAAAACAUAAUCUUCUGUCACAAUCUUCUCCUGCCCCAUUGACUGCAGCUGAGGAAAAAUCACGACAGAUUAAAAUUAAUGAGGCACAAACUGAC